Molecule: messenger RNA, 4614 nt
Organism: Chinchilla lanigera (long-tailed chinchilla)
Lineage: Eukaryota; Metazoa; Chordata; Mammalia; Rodentia; Chinchillidae
Gene: Arhgef10l
Product: Rho guanine nucleotide exchange factor (GEF) 10-like
Exons: 29
Coding region: 261-4100 (1279 amino acids)
Biological process (GO): actin cytoskeleton organization; SREBP signaling pathway; positive regulation of stress fiber assembly
Cellular component (GO): cytosol
Molecular function (GO): guanyl-nucleotide exchange factor activity; protein binding
Source: RefSeq, a predicted model, not a curated record
CCCUGCAUUAGGCAGCCAGCGUCGCCCUGGAUCCUUGGGGACGGGACCCGAUGCCUCAGAUCAGGGUUUCUCUGUGAGGCGUGAAGGACCCUGGCUUUGCCCAGUGUUUGGCCUCUGGCUAAUGGGUGUGAGGAGCGCCCUGCCCCCACGCCAUCACUGUCACCAACGCGGCCUCCAGAUAGCGCCAGACGUCCCUUGGGGAGUUGAAUCGCUGCAGGCGAGCGGUGGACACGGCGCUGGCCUGAGCUGGACCGUGUCUGAUGGCUUCCUCCAACCCGCCUGCACAGCCUGCCGUAGGAGAUCCGCUGGUUCCUGCAGCCCCAGGCCCCUGCCCCGAGGCGGAGGAGGACCCGGGAGAGGCCUUUGAGUUCGAGGACAGUGAUGAUGAAGAGGACACCAGCACAGGCCUGGGUGUCUCCCGCCUUGCCCCUGAGAAGGCCGAGGACGACCCCCCUCUGAUCCACUUUGACUCCGCCCCCCGCUCGGACCCGGAUCGAGCGACUGCACCGCCCCAGACAGAGGUGCCGGCUGUGGUGAGCAAUGGGGAUGCUGUGGAUGUGGCUUUCUCUGGGGUCCAGCGCUCCAGCUGGAAGCGGAAGAGCUCCCGUCGCACCGACCGGUUCACCUUCCCUGCCCUGGAAGAAGAUGUGAUUUACGACGACGUCCCCUGCGAGAGCCCAGAUGCCCAUCAGCCCGGGUCGGAGCGGAACCUGCUCUAUGAGGACGUGCGGCGGGCACCCGGAGAGGCCGAGGACCUAGGCUGGAGCUCCAGCGAGUUCGAGAGCUACAGCGAGGACUCGGGGGAGGAGGCCAAGCCGGAGGUCGAGCCUGCCAAGCACCGAGUGUCCUUCCAGCCCAAGCUUUCUCCAGACCUGACUAGGCUAAAGGAGAGAUACGCCAGGACUAAGAGAGACAUCUUGGCUUUAAGAGUUGGGGGGAGAGACAUGCAGGAGCUGAAGCACAAGUACGAUUGUAAGAUGACCCAGCUCAUGAAGGCCGCCAAGAGCGGGACCAAGGAUGGGCUGGAGAAGACGAGGAUGGCCGUCAUGCGCAGAGUGUCCUUUCUGCACAGGAAAGACGUCCUCGGUGACUCGGAGGAGGAGGACAUGGGGCUCCUGGAGAUCAGUGUGACGGACAUCAAGCCCCCAGCCCCAGAGCUGGGUCCCAUGCCAGAUGGUCUGAGCCCUCAGCAGGUGGUCCGGAGGCACAUCCUGGGCUCCAUCGUGCAAAGCGAAGGCAGCUACGUGGAGUCGCUGAAGCGGAUCCUCCAGGACUACCGCAACCCCCUGAUGGAGAUGGAGCCCAAGGUGCUGAGUGUCCGCAAGUGCCAGGUGGUGUUCUUCCGCGUGAAGGAGAUCUUGCACUGCCACUCCAUGUUCCAGAUCGCCCUGUCCUCCCGCGUGGCCGAGUGGGACUCCACAGAGAAGAUCGGGGACCUCUUCGUGGCCUCGUUCUCCAAGUCCAUGGUGCUGGACGUGUACAGUGACUACGUGAACAACUUCACCAACGCCAUGUCCAUCAUCAAGAAGGCCUGUCUCACCAAGCCUGCGUUUCUGGAGUUCCUCAAGCGGAGGCAGGUGUGCAGCCCCGACCGCGUCACUCUCUAUGGGCUGAUGGUGAAGCCCAUCCAGCGGUUCCCGCAGUUCAUCCUGUUGCUCCAGGACAUGCUGAAGAACACCCCCAGGGGCCACCCCGACAGGCUGUCCCUGCAGCUGGCCCUCACGGAGCUGGAGACGCUGGCGGAGAAGCUGAAUGAGCAGAAGCGGCUGGCCGACCAGGUGGCUGAGAUCCAGCAGCUCACCAAGAGCGUCAGCGACCGCAGCAGCCUCAACAAGCUGUUGACUUCCGGCCAGCGGCAGCUGCUGCUGUGUGAGACGCUGACAGAGACGGUGUACGGUGACCGCGGGCAGCUGAUCAAGUCCAAGGAGCGCAGAGUCUUCCUGCUCAAUGACAUGCUGGUCUGCGCCAACAUCAACUUCAAGCCUGCCAACCACAGGGGCCAGCUGGAGAUCAGUAGCCUGGUGCCCCUGGGCCCCAAGUACGUGGUAAAGUGGAACACGGCGCUGCCCCAGGUGCAGGUGGUAGAGGUGGGCCAGGACGGCGGCGCCUACGACAAGGAUAAUGUGCUCAUCCAACACGCGGGUGCCAAGAAGGCCUCCACCUCGGGCCAGGCCCAGAACAAGGUGUACCUGGGUCCCCCGCGCCUCUUCCAGGAGCUGCAGGACCUGCAGAAGGACCUGGCCGUGGUGGAGCAGAUAACGUUGCUGGUCAGCACGCUGCAUGGCACCUACCAGAACCUGAACAUGACCGUGGCUCAGGACUGGUGCCUGGCCCUGCAGAGGCUGCUGCGGGUGAAGGAGGAGGAGAUCCACUCGGCCAACAAGUGCCGCCUGCGGCUCCUGCUGCCCGGGAAGCCUGACAAGUCUGGCCGCCCCAUCAGCUUCAUGGUGGUCUUCAUCACCCCCAACCCCCUGAGCAAGAUUUCCUGGGUCAACAGGCUGCAUUUGGCCAAGAUUGGACUCCGGGAGGAGAACCAGCCAGGCUGGCUGUGCCCGGACGAGGACAGGAAGAGCAAAGCCCCGUUCUGGUGCCCGAUCCUGGCCUGCUGCGUCCCUGCCUUCUCCUCCCGGGGCCUCAGCCUGCAGCUUGGGGCCCUGGUCCACAGUCCUGUCAACUGUCCCUUGCUGGGCUUCUCGGCAGUGAGCACGUCCCUUCCGCAGGGCUACCUCUGGGUUGGGGGCGGGCAGGAGGGUGCAGGGGGCCAGGUGGAGAUCUUCUCCCUGAACCGGCCCUCGCCACGCACCGUCAAGUCCUUCCCCCUGGCGGCCCCCGUGCUCUGCAUGGAGUACAUUGUGGAGCCGGAGGAGGACCCCGAGGGUGGAGACGAGAGCCAGGCGGCUGCUGACCCCUCUGCAGGGACGGUGCAUCCCACUAUCUGCCUCGGACUGCAGGACGGCAGCAUCCUGCUCUACGGCAGCGUGGACACUGGCACCCAGUGCCUGGCAACGUGCCGGACCCCAGGCCUGCAGCCCGUGCUCUGUCUGCGGCACAGCCCCUCCCAUCUGCUCGCUGGCCUGCAGGACGGGACCCUGGCCGCCUACCCUCGAAGCAGCGGAGGAGUCCCAUGGGACCUGGAGAGCCCGCCCGUGUGCCUGACGGUGGGGCCAGGGCCCGUUCGCACCCUGCUGAGCCUGGAGGACGCUGUGUGGGCGAGCUGUGGGCCCAGGGUCACUGUCCUGGACGCCACCACCUUGCAGACUCAGCAAAGCUUCGAGGCGCACCAGGACGAGGCGGUGAGCGUGACGCACAUGGUGAAGGCGGGCAGCGGCGUGUGGAUGGCCUUCUCCUCCGGCUCCUCCAUCCGCCUCUUCCAUACUGAGACCCUGGAGCACCUGCAGGAGAUCAACAUUGCCACCAGGACCACCUUCCUGCUGCCAGGCCAGAAGCACUUGUGUGUCACCAGCCUCCUGAUCUGCCAGGGUCUGCUCUGGGUGGGCACUGACCAGGGUAUCAUCGUCCUGCUGCCUGUGCCCCGGCUGGAGGGCAUCCCCAAGAUCACAGGUAAAGGCAUGGUGUCCCUCAAUGGCCACUGUGGGCCUGUAGCCUUCCUGGCUGUGGCAACCAGCAUCCUUGCCCCCGACAUCCUGCGCAGUGACCAGGAGGAGGCGGAGGGACCGCGGGCUGAGGAAGACAAGCUGGACGGGCAGGCCCAGGAGCCGGCGCCCGCGCCCGACAGCCACGUGGGCCGGGAGCUGACCCGCAAGAAGGGCAUCCUGCUGCAGUACCGCCUGCGCUCCACGGCCCACCUCCCCGGGCCGCUGCUGUCCAUGAGGGAGCCCGCACCCGCCGACAGCUCGGCGCUGGAGCACAGCGAGGAGGACGGCUCCAUCUACGAGAUGGCCGACGACCCCGACGUCUGGGUGCGCAGCCGGCCCUGCACCCGCGACGCCCACCGGAAAGAGAUCUGCUCCGUGGCCAUCAUCUCUGGCGGGCAGGGCUACCGCAACUUCGGCAGCGCCCUGGGCGGCAGUGGGAGGCCGGCCCCGUGUGGGGAGACAGACAGCACCCUCCUUAUCUGGCAGGUGCCCUUGAUGCUAUAGCCCCGUCCACCUGGAGGACGCAGCCGCAGCCGCAGCCACAGCCGCCCGCCUGCAGCCAUGCCAGGCCCUGGGUCCAGCCCCACCAGGAGCAUGGGGCGGAAAUGGCCCCAAGGACCUGCAUGGGGCUGUGCGACAGGCCUGGACUCUCCAGAAACUGCCUUGGCAGAGCUGAGGAAAACCUCAUGUUUUUAGAAAAAAAAAAAAAAGAAAAAAAAAUUCAGUGUUUUAGAGAAGGGUUUUAGGGUUUGGGGAGAGAGGACACAUCUGGAGGAAAAGGCCUUUUUAAAAGCAAAAACCACAAAACCUCACAACUGCCUGGCGAGCCUGGUACCACUGGUAUGGGCCACGCGGCCCUCCAGGAAGGGUGUGUACGUGUGAGUGUCUGAGCGCGUGGGCUGGUGUGUGAAUAUAUAUAAAUACGUAUAUAUGGUGUAUAUUAUAUGUGUAUAAAUACAAUCUGUACAUAUUGGAGCUCUGGGAGAUGCUGGAAUAAAAGGUGAGAUGUACAUUGGUA